AUGCUAUCCAGAUUUGGUUGUCACUUCACUGUAUUGUACCCAAAUACUACAGCAACGCGUCUUCCCCAGCCGGACUCCAACGACGCGAAAUCCAAUUUGCGAUCUGACAAGGGCUCGGUGGUGGAUGGAAAACUUGAAUUGAUUCUCCGAGCCAACAAGAAUGCUGCAGAUGCGGGUAUGAAAGCUGCAGCUGCUGAGGACAGCUAUAAGAUCUGGGCCAAAAUCCUCAUUAAUCCCGAAAAUCUAGAUAAGAACCAGACUGCGGAGGAUCUUUCUUAUAUUCUUCAAGGAAACAGACUAAAACAGUUAAAUGUUAGUAUAGCUUUAUCACUUUUGACUACUUGCCACCGUCGCUGUCCUGUCAAUGAACUAGUCACUCAGCUCGACUCAAAACGUACCUUGCAAAAGUGGAAAGGAGGGAUUCUGGGAUAG
This is a messenger RNA of Aspergillus luchuensis, 432 nucleotides long. RefSeq lists its product as uncharacterized. Bases 1 to 432 code for a protein of 143 amino acids. NCBI's taxonomy places the organism in Eukaryota, Fungi, Ascomycota, Eurotiomycetes, Eurotiales, Aspergillaceae. The record is from RefSeq and is a predicted model, not a curated record. The transcript has a single exon.